AUGUUCCUGUUCAAUAGUGAACAGCAAUCGGAUCAGGAUGAGCGAGGUGAGUGGAAGUUUGUUGAAUCUGUUAAUCAGUUUGAUGUUAUUGGGGCGGAGAGUAUAUCAGUGAGUGAUGGUGAGCAAGAUGAGGUAGGAACUGGGCCAGAUACUGUUAGUUUGGCAUUUCUUAUGUCUCUGGGCGUUGCGUUUGGGGUAUUGAUAGUUGUUAUGGUUGUUAUGGCGGCGUAUCUGACGUUUUGUCAGGGCAAUGAAGAUGAAGAGGAGUAUAACGAGGAAUCAGGUUUGUUGCCACGGAAUUUUUUUAAGAAAUCUGCUGGGGUGCUGCUGGACAGCUCUCUGCUUAUGCAGGGGUCAGGGAGUAGUGAUGAUCUGACCGAAGUGGAGCGGCAGCAGCUUACGAAGAUGUCACGAUUUGAGAUUGAGCUUUACCAGCGUGCUAAGGAGUUUCGAAUGAUGAAUCCGCCGAUGGUGAAGCCAUUUGGGACGUACGUCAAUGCAUCUGAUAGGCAAUGCAUCAAGGAUAGAGGUAUACAGGCGUAUUACUUGCUACCAUCGAUUAAUGAUAAUGUUGAUGUUUCAGGGAACUUUCUUCCUAGCUUUCUUAUUCAAGACAAGUUGAAUAUUACGUUUACAAAGUAUAACAAGUCUUCCUCGACAAUCAUGAACUACCCAUUGCCAUUUAAUAAGCGGGAUGCGGUGUAUUUUGAGGUGAAGGUUUACAAGUUCAAGAAUACAUUUAUGUCAAAUUCUAUAUUCAGCAUUGGAUUAGUCACUUGCCCUUAUCCAUAUUUCUCUAUGCCGGGCAUGUGUCCCUAUUCAAUUGCAUAUGAGUCUACAGGGAAACUAAGGAUUAAUAACGCAUUCUAUGCAAGCACUUUGUUGCCUAGUUUACAGGAAGGCGAUGUGGUUGGGGUAGGCUAUCGGUAUAGGUCAGGGACGAUAUUUAUUACACACAACGGAAAGAAGCUUAUGGACUUGACUCACAAUGUCGGGAUCGAUUUGUUUAUAGGUAUAGGUGCCAUGAACGCUGCAUAUACCAGGACCUAUACCAAAAAUGGGCUUUUGGAUGAUAUAGACAACGUCGAGUUGCGCAAUGAACUUGCAGACGUUGAACUUGGUCAAAAGAAAGAGAUAUCUGAUGUUAUUAACGAGCAACUACUUCUCGUCCAUGAUCCACAGGAAGCAUGUGUUGAUUCCGAUGAAAUAGAGUUGCACGUCAACUUGGGUAACUUGGGCUAUGUAUUUGUGGAGGCAAAUGUUAAAAAAUAUUCUUUCGGUAGCCUUUUUGGUGACAUUGGUAUCCCCCCUGCAUACAAUGGGGAUGAAACAAAGACAGAUUUGAUACUUCAAAAGGGUGACGACUUACCCCCAACCUAUCCAGAAGAUGAGCUAGGUUUUUUUGGUAACAUAAAGGUUAACUUGGGUCAUAGACCCUCAACAUCGGUUUCAACCAUCAGCAACAAUCUUCAAGGUUCCUCGGAGAGUUUCCCCGGCAUGCUCAGCUACGAAAGAAACACAUCCACCACUACCACCCACUUUAAAACACUUGGUGAAGAAAUGAACAAUGGGCGCAACCUACCUGGUGAUAUUACCGAGAAUGAAGCCGCUGCUGCUGCACCUUUGUUAUCCCGGGGAUCGAAGGGCUCCAAAUCCGCAGUUCGGAAGAAAAGAAGGAAAAUGAAGAACCAAAAAUAG
Eremothecium cymbalariae DBVPG#7215 is the source of this 1698-nucleotide messenger RNA. It is a transcript of the gene SSH4, whose product is annotated as Ssh4p. Bases 1 to 1698 code for a protein of 565 amino acids. The record is from RefSeq and is a predicted model, not a curated record. Gene Ontology annotation, molecular function: protein binding. Lineage: Eukaryota; Fungi; Ascomycota; Saccharomycetes; Saccharomycetales; Saccharomycetaceae. The transcript has a single exon.